AUGGAUCCUGAUUUCGAUUCUGUUAACGAGGACUCGUACAUCCCUGGUACCCUCAAUAUCUAUGCGUUUGAAAUCAAGGAUGAUAAUGAAUUAAGUGUCAAACAUUCCCGAACUCAAGACCGAAAUCUCAAGACUUCCGGCAACAUUAUUCUCGUUCCUCAACCUUCGGACUCUCCAAAUGAUCCACUUAACUGGAGCAGACUAAGAAAAUUGUGGAAUCUUGCCGUUCUUGCUUUUAUUACAGGAUUCACUGCUGCUACUUCAAACGAUGCUGGCGCAAUUCAAGACUCAUUGAACCAACUCUACGGCAUUACUUACGACUCCAUGAACACCGGCGCCGGUGUGUUGUUCAUUGGUAUUGGAUGGGGAACCAUCUUCUUAGCUCCUUGUGCCAACUUGUACGGUAGAAAAAUUACCUACUUGAUCUGUAUAUUUCUCGGACUUUUGGGAGCAGUAUGGUUUGCUCUUAGUAAAGAUACCACAGACACCAUAUGGUCACAAUUGUUUGUUGGUAUCUCAGAAAGCUGUGCUGAAGCUCAGGUUCAAUUGUCGUUAAGUGACAUGUACUUUCAACAUCAAUUGGGUACAGUAUUGACAAUUUAUAUCUUGGCUACCUCGGUGGGUACCUACCUUGGUCCUUUGAUUGCAGGAUUUAUUGUGGAGUAUGUCGGAUUUCGUUGGGUUGGCUGGAUUGCCGUAUUUAUUUCCACCGGCUUGUUAACGGUGAUUGUCUUUGGUGCGGACGAAACCGUAUAUGACCGUAAGAGCCAUAUAAAUCCAUCACAUAUGGUCGAAGAGAAACAGGCACACGAUGCACUCGUGGCACAAAAAUCUCCGUUCUCCGAAAAGCGCAUAUCUGUGGAUUAUGAAGACUCGGUAGAGGUUGCCGAUAAUGUUCGAAAAUCAUAUUGGCAACGAAUUAAACUCAUCACUCCUGCCGAAAACUUACGUGGAACUGGGUUCCGUCAGUAUAUUCGUCAGUUGGCUCACCUGUUCAAGGUCUUUCUUUAUCCUCCUGUGAUUUACUCUGGACUUGUGUGGGGUUUCCAAGAUGCCUUACUCACUUUCUACCUCACAGUGGAGGACGAUCAAUACUACGACCCACCUUAUAAUUAUGGAGAUGUGGGAGUUGCUCUUAUGAACGUACCAUGCUUAAUCGGUGCAAUUAUCGGAUGUGUAUACGCCGGUAUUGUUAGUGAUUGGUUCUCUAUUUGGUUGGCCAAAAAGAAUGGUGGUAUACAAGAAGCAGAAUUCAGAUUGUGGUUUCUCUUCAUUCCUGGAAUCAUUGCUCCCAUUGGACUUAUAUUAUUUGCAGUAGGAACAGAUCAGGUUUGGAAUUGGGUUCCUACAUACGUUGGAUUGGGCUUCAUUGGUUUGGGCUUUGGUGCUUCUGGUGAUGUUUCCAUGUCAUAUUUGAUGGAUGCUUAUCCAGAAAUGGUCAUUGAGAUGAUGUGUGGUGUUGCUGUCAUUAACAAUAUGUGUGGCUGUAUCUUUACUUUCGCUUGCUCUCCUUGGCUAGAUGCUAUGGGGAAUACUCACACUUUUAUUAUCUUGGCGGUGAUUGAAUUUAUCAUUAUGAUGUCAGCAGGUAUAUUCAUCUACUACGGAAAGAGAAUUAGGGUCUGGACAAAACCAUGGUAUAUCCAGUACUGUGCUAUUAGAGACGGAUUAUAA
This is a messenger RNA of Meyerozyma guilliermondii ATCC 6260, 1674 nucleotides long. RefSeq names its product Hol1p (gene HOL1). Lineage: Eukaryota; Fungi; Ascomycota; Pichiomycetes; Serinales; Debaryomycetaceae. Gene Ontology annotation, biological process: transmembrane transport. The coding region runs from base 1 to 1674 and encodes 557 amino acids. The transcript has a single exon. The record is from RefSeq and is a predicted model, not a curated record. Gene Ontology annotation, cellular component: fungal-type vacuole. Gene Ontology annotation, molecular function: transmembrane transporter activity.